Messenger RNA from Papaver somniferum (opium poppy), 655 nucleotides. RefSeq names its product major latex protein 146-like. NCBI's taxonomy places the organism in Eukaryota, Viridiplantae, Streptophyta, Magnoliopsida, Ranunculales, Papaveraceae. Gene Ontology annotation, biological process: defense response. The transcript has 2 exons. The record is from RefSeq and is a predicted model, not a curated record. Bases 56 to 538 code for a protein of 160 amino acids.
GCCCUUCUUAAGUUUCUGAUACCACACACUAGUAAGCUAGUUGGUCAUUUGAUAAAUGACUGAAAUUCACCAGCUACAUGUUGAAGACGAGUUGAAAAACUGCUCAGCAGAUCAGUUUUAUAGUUUUCUAAAGAAUGAUAUGACCACGCUUCCUCAAGUUUGUCCUCAUAUGUUUAAGAGUUUCGAAAUUCUUGCUGGAGAUGGAAAGAGUGCCGGAACCAUAUGGAUCGUGAAAUUUGCUACGGGGACUUCUCAUGAGGAAAUGGUGAAGGAAAAGAUCGUAGCCAUGGACGAUGAAAGUAGGACUAUUAGUUUCAGUAUCAUCGAAGGAGAUCUCUUGCGUAAGUUUCCAAAAGUUGAUUACACAAUGACUGUAACUCCAAUAGUUACACAAGAAGGACGUGAGAAAAGCUGCUUAGUGAAAAUGUGCGCGAAGUAUGAGAAACAAAAUGAAGAUACCCCUCCUCCACAUGAGUAUAUGGAGAUGACAUCUUUUAUGAAUAAAGCCAUUGCUAGCCACCUAGCCAAUAAGACCUAAUUUAUGUGCACAAGUUGGUUGUACUAACGAUGCAUCAAUAUUAUUACCUUAAACGUUGUCUACAAAAUAAAACUUCAAUGGAUUCGUUUAAUGCAUGAGGUCGCUAAUUUUCUUCGC